This is a messenger RNA of Lipotes vexillifer (Yangtze River dolphin), 375 nucleotides long. RefSeq names its product mitochondrial ribosomal protein S6 (gene MRPS6). The record is from RefSeq and is a predicted model, not a curated record. NCBI's taxonomy places the organism in Eukaryota, Metazoa, Chordata, Mammalia, Artiodactyla, Lipotidae. Gene Ontology annotation, cellular component: ribosome; mitochondrial small ribosomal subunit. Gene Ontology annotation, biological process: translation. The transcript has 3 exons. Bases 1 to 375 code for a protein of 124 amino acids. Gene Ontology annotation, molecular function: small ribosomal subunit rRNA binding; structural constituent of ribosome.
AUGCCCCGCUACGAGCUGGCUUUGAUCCUGAAAGCCAUGCAGCGGCCAGAGACCGCUGCUGCUUUGAAGCGUACACUAGAAACCCUGAUGGACAGAGGGGCUGUGGUGAGGAACUUGGAGAACCUGGGCGAGCGUGCUCUUCCUUAUAGGAUCUCCGCCCACAGUCAGCAGCACGCCAGGGGAGGGUAUUUCUUGGUGGAUUUUUACGCACCGACAACAACUGUUGAAGGCAUAAUGGAGCAUUUGUCUCGAGACACUGAUGUGAUUAGACCAAAUAUUGUAAAACACCCUCUGACCCAGGAAGUGAAAGAGGGUGAAGGGAUCGUCCCAGUCCCACUUGAAGAAAAGCUGUAUUCCACCAAGAAGAGGAAGUGA